GGAAGCUCAUCCUCAACAUGUCUCCCAAGUACAUCAUCAUUGCCGCACUUGUGGCCGUGGCACUUGCCCGCCCUGAUCAGCCCCCAGCCUAUGGCUAUGCAGCCCCUACACCUGCUCCUGCACCUGCCAAGUACGACUUCAACUAUGCCGUCAAGGACGAAUACUCCGGUAAUGACUUCGGCCACCAGGAGGCUCGCGACGGUUAUGACACACAAGGAUCUUACUAUGUUCAGCUUCCUGACGGUCGUCUACAGAAGGUCACCUAUACUGUCAACGGCGACUCUGGCUUCGUGGCCGAGGUCAGCUACGAGGGUGAGGCCCAAUACCCUGCCGAACAGCCUGCUUACAAGCCCGCCCCUUCAUAUGCUUAAAUGUAAGGCCUAAUAUGGUUGCAAAUGAUAUUUAUGAAUACUACCUUCUUUGUAUAAAAUUUGUAAAUAAAUCUUACAAAUAAUA
Molecule: messenger RNA, 456 nt
Organism: Penaeus monodon (black tiger shrimp)
Lineage: Eukaryota; Metazoa; Arthropoda; Malacostraca; Decapoda; Penaeidae
Product: cuticle protein 18.6-like
Exons: 2
Coding region: 18-371 (117 amino acids)
Cellular component (GO): extracellular matrix
Source: RefSeq, a predicted model, not a curated record